CGCUCGUUCAGCCGUACGUUUGCGCGUUCUACAAUCCCGCCGUGCUGCAACAAUCAUCUACCCUGACAAUCCACGAUACCCUUUCAAGCGAGACACCACACAAUCAUGAAGCGUGGAGCAAUCGACUCAUUCUUUACGCGCCCGUCUCCCAAGAAACCAAAGUAUGAAGUUAGUAAGGCCAAGUCGAGUCAUGCUUCAUAUCCCUUUGCGAUUCCACACCUACCAGAGGACUUCGCAGAACAGCUGGGCUUUGCGCCUGUCGAGGAGGGCAAAGUCAUGAACGACCAGCUUGACUUGGAUCUCGUUUACUACCAACCGUACAUACCUUCCUCCAUUGCUGGUGGCGUGUUUGAGUUUCUGCGGCAAGAACUACCCUUUUACCGCGUAAUCUACAACAUUACGCGUGGAGGAGUGCAGACACAGAUCAACACUCCCAGAUUCACAACCGUUUUUGGCGUCGACGACACAUCUCGCUUUGCCCCUGACGGAAAGAUUAUCGAUGCCAAGACAAGCAAACCGGUGGAGAAGAACAGGUACAAAUGCGCACCAAGACCCAUCCCACAAUGCCUGGACGAGCUGAGAAAAGUGACCGAGGGGACGACGGGGGAGACGUUCAAUUUCUGUCUCGUCAACUACUACGCCGAUGGCAAGGACAGCAUAUCCUACCAUUCAGACGACGAACGGUUUCUCGGCCCAAACCCAGCCAUUGCAUCUUUCAGUCUCGGUGCGAAGCGCGAUUUCCUCAUGAAGCACAAACCUAUACCACCGAAAGAUGGCGAGAAGAUGGAAGAGCCCAAAGGACUGAAGCUACCGCUGGGCUCGGGGGAUAUGAUUCUUAUGCGCGGUACGACGCAGGCGAAUUGGCUACAUAGUAUACCGAAGCGCGCGGGGCCGGAGGCUGGCAAGGGGAGGAUCAAUAUUACGUUCAGGAAGGCUAUGGUGAAAGGGGGAACGGAGAAUUAUUAUCAGUACAAUGUUGGGUCUGGCGGAGUGUAUAGAUGGGACGCGAAGGCUGAGAAGAUGGUGCAGCAGGAGAUUGAGAAAGGAAAUAAUGAAUGAUUCGUCUCUUAGUAAGGGGUUCGUGUCUGGGUUGGGCGUUCAUGUAAUGUGGAAGCACACCUUGCUCGGCCUGUCACCCACUCGAAUCAAUCUUUCUGUUCCAUGAUGAUUACUUUUCCAUCUCUUCUCCGUCUCUUAUCCGCUUGAUAUGAUUGCACCUCGGUGGAUUGACGUGCUGCUGGGACUUUUGUGAUUACGCAGCAGCCUAACCUGGGGCGGCGUUGGUGGGCAGGCAAGAAAUGGCUCGAGCGUGAGCCAAGUCAACCCCGCUCUCGGGACUGUCGCGGCCACUGAAAGUAUAAACUAUGGACAUGAAGUGAGAUUUGUGGUAUCAGAGCAAAGUGCUGCGGAAAAGUACUGGAUUAUGAGUG
Messenger RNA from Bipolaris sorokiniana ND90Pr, 1430 nucleotides. RefSeq lists its product as uncharacterized. The transcript has a single exon. The record is from RefSeq and is a predicted model, not a curated record. Bases 106 to 1059 code for a protein of 317 amino acids. Gene Ontology annotation, biological process: DNA repair. NCBI's taxonomy places the organism in Eukaryota, Fungi, Ascomycota, Dothideomycetes, Pleosporales, Pleosporaceae.